GGCACACGCCGCCAUUUCAAAGCAUAAUAACCGAUAGGGUAAAGAUUUUUAUUUUAUAUAAUGUUUAUAACCUCAUAAGUUUUAUAGAACAGGCGCAUUUGCAAGGGUUUUGUUAUUUUUAAAACGCUGUCCCUUCUGCACCCCAAGAUGGAUGUUGAAACAGAGCAAGUCAAGGAGCAAACAGACAUCCCAGCUGCUCCCACAGAGGAAACCGCACAUGAGACAAAAAACAGAGACCGCGGGGUGAAAGGUCGCGGACGUGGUGACCGAAUGGGCCGAGGAGGGCGAGGUGGGCGUGGCAUGAUGAAGACGUUCGGACCCCAUGGACGGGGCAGGGGUCGAGGACACGAUGGUUUGAUGAACGGAUUUGGGCCCAUGAGAAGGGGGAUGGGAAGGAUGCGGCCGUAUCCAGACUUCAGAGGCAGAGGGGGUAUGAGGGGCGGCCCAAGAGGCAUGGGUCCCCCGCCCCCUCCUCCUCCUCCGUUACACCUAAGACCUUAUCCCCCCAUGCCCAGGCAUGGUCCCCCUCCUCAUCCGCUUCACGGACCUCCUUGUUUCCGCGGUCGGCCACCUCCACCUCGGGGCCACAGUGGUCCCCUAGGCCCCCCUCGUCACUUUCACCCACGAGGCUACCACAAUGGACCCGCCCCUCCUCCACCUCACCCCCCGCCCGGCCGGGGUCACCGGUGGGCAGGCCCGCCGAGGGGCCGGCGUUUUUAAACGCGGCUCUGGUUUAAACUGAGCGCUUUUCCUUAACACUCGGCGCCGGUCAAACAGGUAUUAAACAAAGACAGCCCGCCCAUGUUUCGGACUGGAUAGCUGCCAAAAAAAUCUCCAAAGUUCCACGUCCCAAAAGAAACCCGCUUGCUCCGGAGAGGUUUGCUUUGUUUUGAGAAAGCUCCCUUGAGAAUCAACAAAUUGGCGAGAAAGUAUGAAGUAUUUUUUGGAUGUGAGAACAUUAUUAUUUAAACCAGAAAAUGACUCUCCUGGAAAAGAUGAAGAAAUAUAGCCCUUUAAAUGUUGUUCAGUCCAGUUUGUGGUUAUCCUGUGAGCCUUAAAAUAUGUCAUUUAUAACCCAUAACAUUUUAAGCAGUAAGAAAAUGUAAGAAAAGAAAUGAAAGGAUAGCAUUUGCAUCUACUCUCUCAGCCCCAUGACAGUAUUCCUGGAUUCCUGGGACCUCCUUAACUUUCCUCUGGUGACAGUGCAUGGAUGUACUUUUUCAACUUGACAAGACAACACAUUAGCACCAUAGUCACAACAGAAGCUCUUAUACUACAAGUGAAACCAUACUCUGUGAAGUAUUCUUGAUCCAAUGGAAGUGAUCUUUUCUAUCAUUAAUGUGCAGCUACCUUUAAGUUAUUUGAAUAUUGCUGUAUGGAACCAUUCAUGUUUGUGUUCAGCAACCCAAACUGUGGAGUGAGUUAAUAUAUAAGAAAUAGAAUUAAGUAUAAAUACAUAUAAUAGUGAAAUACCAUUAAAUGCCGAAACAGUGCAUAUAUAUGCAUUUGUACUUUAAGGCAAAUCAGAAGAUUGAAUUGCUUUAAAAUAGUGUAAAGUAUGUGUUCAAUAUUGAAAUGUUAUAAUACCUUCACUUGUGGAUUUGUGAAUGUACGCUUGGUAAACGGACAACAGAUUUGACCUAGUCAUGAAAAAAAAAAUAAAGUUAAAAUAACCCGAACUG
Messenger RNA from Sardina pilchardus (European sardine), 1682 nucleotides. RefSeq lists its product as uncharacterized. NCBI's taxonomy places the organism in Eukaryota, Metazoa, Chordata, Actinopteri, Clupeiformes, Clupeidae. The transcript is spliced from 6 exons. The record is from RefSeq and is a predicted model, not a curated record. Bases 148 to 720 code for a protein of 190 amino acids.